AAUUUAUCUCAUUUCCGAGCUCGACCAAAAUGACUCGCGCCUCAACCAAGCGUACUGCUGCCACUGCAUCUGCGUCUGACGCUGCCGUCGAUCCAGCUGCCGCCGCCACCACCGCUGCUGUUGCUGCACCUAUCACCAAGAAGACCCGCGUGAGCAAGGCCAGCGCAAGUGCCGCUGGUGGCGAGGAUGAGCAGGAAGCACCGACUGCUCGCCGAUCCAGUCGUGCCAAGACCACCACCACCAAUACCGCUACGACGACGACGACUGUUACCACGACUGUCACUGUUGCCUCGGACACUGCCAGUGCCAUGGAAGUCGACACGCCCGAUGAUGCCAGCGUGAAGGGCAAAGGAAAGAAAGCCAAAGCUCCGGCCAAGAAAGCCGAGAAGGACGACGCAGACGACGAUGCUGCCGAGACCGACGCUGCGACCGAGAAAACGGUCGUUGCGAACGUCAAGUUCUCGGCGGAAGCGCUCAAGACCCUGACAUACACCACAAGUCGCGCGGCUCCCAACGGCAAGCCCAUCAACUUUAAAAUUGCGUGCUGGAAUGUCAACGGAUUGAAGAACGCCAUCAAGGAGGGCUGCUUGCAGUAUCUCGAGUACGAAAAGCCGGAUGUACUUUGCAUCCAGGAAACAAAAUGCGGCGAGGGCGAGAUUCCCGCUGACUCUGCCGUGCCCGGAUACUAUGGCUACUGGUAUUCGGCCCAAAAGCGAGGAUAUGCCGGCACUGGCAUGUACUCGAAAACCCAACCGAUCCGUGUCUCGUUUGGCCUGAAUGUACCGGAGCAUGACACGGAAGGCCGAGUGAUCACCGCAGAGUUUGCUGAUUUCUACUUGGUGACUGCUUACGUGCCCAACUCGGGACAGAAGCUCGAAACGUUGCCGUACCGCCAGACGUGGGACGUUGCGUUCCGCACCUAUCUGCUGAGCCUGGAUGCCAAGAAGCCCGUGGUGCUGUGCGGCGACCUCAAUGUUGCCCAUAACGAAAUUGAUCUCAAAAACCCAAAGACCAACAAGCGUUCGGCCGGCUUCACGCCUCAGGAGCGCGAGGGCUUUACGACCAUUCUUGGAACCGAGUUUGUUGAUUCGUUCCGUGUCCUGUACCCCGAAGAGUCGGCCUACUCGUUCUGGUCUUACCGCCACAAUUCUCGUGCCCUGAACGUUGGCUGGCGUCUGGACUACUUUGUCGUCUCCCAACGCUUUAUGCAGAGCGUGGCAGACAGCCAAAUCCGCUCUCAAGUGUACGGCAGCGACCAUUGCCCGAUUGUUCUUCAUUUGAGUCUGUGAUCGGAUUGUGUGCAGUCAUCCUCGUGACUGCGGUUGUUUGGGUUGGUGUGUGGUUUGCUGUAUGGUUUGUUUUUGAACUGCGGUUCAGUCCAUGUGCAAAAAUAAACAAACAAUUUUGACGUU
Messenger RNA from Capsaspora owczarzaki ATCC 30864, 1412 nucleotides. Its product is annotated as APEX nuclease. The transcript is spliced from 11 exons. NCBI's taxonomy places the organism in Eukaryota, Filasterea, Ministeriida, Capsasporidae. Gene Ontology annotation, molecular function: DNA-(apurinic or apyrimidinic site) endonuclease activity; double-stranded DNA 3'-5' DNA exonuclease activity; endonuclease activity. Bases 30 to 1289 code for a protein of 419 amino acids. Gene Ontology annotation, cellular component: nucleus. The record is from RefSeq and is a predicted model, not a curated record. Gene Ontology annotation, biological process: base-excision repair.